CACGUGAUUGGGUUCAGAGUUCAAGGAGCAUCAAUAAUCAUCAUGGCGACCGUGGUGGGACGUUUCGCCCUGUGGCGAGCCUGUCGCGUGCAGGCAAUGGACCGGGAAAGGGCGGCCAGGGCCGCCUACUUCUGCUCCAGACAAUACGUUUUUCCAGAUAAAGUUUUCCCUCCUAGUCGGCCCAGCGGAGACGCUGCGGCUACUCGCCAUUACAGCUCCGACUCCACGGAUGACCUGAGAGUCCGGUACCUGGAUGGUAAUGACUCUGGUAUUGUUGUUGUUGGAAUAAAUCGACCCAAAGCCAAAAAUUCUAUUAGCAAAAAUCUGGUCAAGUUGAUGUUUGAGACUGUAGAGAGCAUCAAGAAGAAUAAUAAAGUCAGAAGUGUGAUCUUAUGCAGUUUGGUCCCUGGUAUCUUCUGUGCAGGUGCAGACCUGAAGGAGAGGGGAAAGAUGCACCAGAGUGAAGUGGGACCGUUUGUAUCCAAAGCCAGAACUCUCAUCACAGAGCUGGGUAACCUUCCAGUACCAACAAUUGCUGCAAUUGAUGGAGCUGCUUUAGGAGGAGGCUUGGAAAUGGCCCUUGCUUGUGACAUCAGAAUCUCCUCCAGCACUGCAAAACUGGGCCUGGUCGAAACAAAACUUGCAAUAAUCCCAGGAGCAGGUGGAACACAGCGCCUCCCCAGGGUCAUAGGUGUCUCUCUGGCCAAGGAGCUCAUUUUUGCUGCCAGGGUGGUGGAUGGAGACGAGGCAUGUCGCCUGGGGCUGGUCAAUCAUUCUGUGGAGCAGAACGACAGUGGAGAUGCUGCGUAUUUGCGGGCUCUAGAGCUCGCUCGUGAGAUUAACCCUCAGGGCCCGAUUGCAGUAAGGAUGGCAAAACUAGCAAUAAACCAGGGAAUAGAGGUGGAUUUAUCUACAGGUCUGGCUAUUGAAGAGGCAUGCUAUGCUCAGGUGAUACCAACUAAAGACCGAUUGGAAGGGCUUGCUGCAUUCAAGGAGAAGAGGCCUCCAUUUUACAAGGGGGAGUGAGAGCAGAGCUAUCCUGAUGAGAUCCAGAAAAGAUCUCUCAUCAACACAACAACCUGUACAGAACCCACAUGUCCUGUUUUAACUUAUUGAUGUGUAAAUCAUGAAUUUCUUCCACUGGAAUAUUUUGCUGGGGAAAUAUUAACACAAAGUAGUUAUUAACCAAACGAAACUGAUGUAGAAAUUAGUAGAAUGUUCAUUUAUUUGAAUGCUGCAGGCAAAUAGUUUUUUUUUUUUUCAUUUUACUAAAAAAUGGAAAUGGAGAUUUGAUUUAGAUUAUUUUUUUCUAACCUAACUAAGUGCUUCAUGACACACAUUCUCCAAGUAAAAAACCAGCACCAUUACACACUAAUAAAACACAUCAAAGCUCACACUGUCCGAUCAUCUUGUAUCUGAUGCUUUAUUCGAUCAAUGCAUGAUCAUGUAAUGGUAGUAAAGGGUCGGCCACCCUCGGAUCUGCUCUGAGGUGUAUUAUGGCCUCUCCACUCUGAAUAUACAAGUCAGAAAACACUCCAGCUCAUUUAAAAAGUGUUUCUGUCUAAUAUUUUCAUAUUUGAUUCUUCUAUAAACCAGAAUCAAACCUCUAAGCUUUUAUGAAACUUUAAAACUAUCUAAUACUGAUGCUUCCCUGCUGACUUCAUUAUUUUAUCUGAAUAAAGUCACAACUUGUA
Messenger RNA from Nothobranchius furzeri (turquoise killifish), 1694 nucleotides. RefSeq names its product AU RNA binding protein/enoyl-CoA hydratase (gene auh). Gene Ontology annotation, biological process: fatty acid beta-oxidation. Gene Ontology annotation, cellular component: mitochondrion. Gene Ontology annotation, molecular function: enoyl-CoA hydratase activity. Lineage: Eukaryota; Metazoa; Chordata; Actinopteri; Cyprinodontiformes; Nothobranchiidae. The record is from RefSeq and is a predicted model, not a curated record.